UGCAGAGCUCAGAGAUCAGAGCCUUCUUCUGAGAUUCAUCAACCAACAUCACAAACAGCCUGACAUCAAGCAGACUUUCUCUCCAGUCUCCAGUCUCCAGCUUCAGUCAUGGCGUCUCCUGCUGGCCUCGCAUUCCUGCUGUUGGUGUCGUCUGCCCUCCUCAUCUCCACCGCGAUCGGCCCUGCGUCUGCCGGACAGAUCCAGCUGCAGAAACGGUCUCCAGAGGACUUAAAGAAAAUCAAAGAAGGGGCUACUGCACUGCGCAAGUUUGCUCUUAGCAGAAUUGACACAAUUACUUCAGUAGUCUGCCCUUUUCUGGAACUCAUUCCAGUUUGUGGGCCACUGAUAAGUAGCUUUGUCAAAUUAACAGCGGCAGAAAUAAAAGGAUACACUGAUAUGGACCUUCUCAUGGGUGAAUUUGAAAAACUUAAUACUAAGCUUGACAAAUAUCAUGUAGAGCAGAAGUGGAACAGCUGGGCAAGUGGUGCUUAUUACAAGCCAGAGAAGCAUAUUGACUUAGCGUGGGAUAAGUACACAACUAUGUUGCAGAGUCUUUGGAAGGCAAAAGAUGAUGCAGAAAUGGAGAGGCAUAAGAAGGAUUUUAGGAAAGCCUAUGAAAAGUAUGAGACUGCCACUAAGACAUUACACAAAUUGCUGGUUAAGGAAGGAGUGAGCUUUAGAUAUCCCCUGGGAGAUGCACUGGCUGAACAUGUUAACUGUCAUGAAAAGGAUAUGAGAGCAUACACUGUGUUCAUUUAUAAACUCAUCUACAAAGGCAAUACAAUGAAUGAAUACUACUAUAAACUCAAGAACAUAGAGUCUGAUGCAAGGGCUGAUGAGAUGGCUAGCAUUGCAUACAACAUAUCAUCAGUUAUGCUCCAAGUCCACAUGCAGUGCAUUAAAAACAGCAUGGACUACGUUAAAAAGGAUGUUAAAACACUCAUUGACCAAAAAAAAGCUCGUUCAGAUCUAGCAAAAGAAGUCUGGUCAUUCCUGGUGAAGACGUACGACAGGUACGACUGGAUGGUUGUUGCGUUUAUAACCAAGAAAUCUCAACAUACAAUAGUUAAGUUUCUGAACAGUCACGUCUUGUCAGGAUUUACUCCGGUGGAAGAAGGCAUUGUUACUGUGGCUGUCGCCAGACAGGUGAAAGGGAAACACACAUUGGCACUUAAGGUCAAACAAGCCAUUGGCAGAUGCAUUGAUGAGUCAGUCCUGUGUUACAAGGUAGCAGAGAAACUCGCUAAAUGUAGUGAACUUGUGAAAGGUAAGCCAGUGUCUCAAACUUACACAGCAGUGCACGCCUAUUUAAGAGACGCUCACGACAGCCAGAAUGCACAGAAAGAACAAGAUGAAGACUAUGACGUCAGUGCUGCUCCCGAAGACAGUCCAGAUCUGUACAUUUAUAAGGGCAAGUGUAAGAAAUUUCCAUAUUUCAAAGGCAAGUUUGUAGUUUUGAUUAAAAGUGAUGAAGAAAUAAUGACAAACGAUCCCUGCUCCAAGCUGGACUGUGCUUUGAGAUUGCGACUCAAGAGGUCCCCUCAGCUGCUCCCCAACCUGGGACUUCUGGAAAGCAGUUAG
This is a messenger RNA of Sinocyclocheilus anshuiensis, 1581 nucleotides long. RefSeq lists its product as uncharacterized. The coding region runs from base 109 to 1581 and encodes 490 amino acids. NCBI's taxonomy places the organism in Eukaryota, Metazoa, Chordata, Actinopteri, Cypriniformes, Cyprinidae. The record is from RefSeq and is a predicted model, not a curated record. The transcript has 3 exons.